Molecule: messenger RNA, 2713 nt
Organism: Pangasianodon hypophthalmus (striped catfish)
Lineage: Eukaryota; Metazoa; Chordata; Actinopteri; Siluriformes; Pangasiidae
Gene: ttll3
Product: tubulin tyrosine ligase-like family, member 3
Exons: 12
Coding region: 9-2615 (868 amino acids)
Biological process (GO): cilium movement; protein polyglycylation; cilium assembly
Cellular component (GO): cilium
Molecular function (GO): protein-glycine ligase activity, initiating
Source: RefSeq, a predicted model, not a curated record
CCGUUGCCAUGGGAACUCUCAACAACCUGGGAGCAGACAGGGGUGUAGAAGCGGAUCCUGGAGUGAGGGGAAAACCAGGAGAGGAGCUGGGAAUGAAAAAAUUGAAUAUUGAUGCGGACGACCCUCAGCACUCGAGCAUGCAGCAGCAUACACCAGGUGACACACACACACCUGCAGGCACACUGUACACACUACGUGCAGAUAUGUGCAUUUAUCAAAUGUGUGUGUGUGUGUGUGUGUUUGAGAUAGGGUCCCCUCAGCAGGCCAGGGUCCGCGGCAGUCGUAUAAGUUUUCCUGUGAUACACAUUGACAGACUGAGAGCAGCCAAAGCUCUAGUGGCCAAGGCUGUAAAGGAAAAGAAGGUGUUCUCGGUGCACGGGCCGUACCCUGUGAUUCGCGCAGCUCUCAGAGCCAGAGGCUGGGUGGAGCGCCGGCUGCCUCGCCACUCCACAUGGGGUCAUCGCCAUGGAGACCAUGAGGCUGAGGUCACGGAAGAGACGGACAGCAGCAAUGAUGAUGACCGAGGACAGGAAGGAGACAAGGAGGACAACGCUGAUGACAUGUACAACCUCAUGUCUCGUCUAGUGCAAAACGAAAUGACAUAUUUCUACUGGACCACAAAGAGGGACACAGUCGACUAUCUGUCAUUACAAAAAGACCAGAUGACUAAUCACUACGCAAAAGCAGGAUCCUUCACCACCAAGGUGGGCUUGUGCAUGAGUUUAAGAAAUCUGCAGUGGUUCGACUCAACAGACCCCGACACCUUCUUUCCACGCUGCUACCGGCUGGGAGCGGAGGACGAAAAGCAAGCGUUCAUUGAUGACUUUAGACGUACUGCGUGCACAAGCCUGCUACGAUAUGUUGUAGAGAGAGCUGGAGGGCAAGUGGAGAACGACAGAACGGGCGAAAUCUAUCAUGUUAAACAGCCUCAGGGUCUGGACAAGCGGCAUAAACCGCAUGCCAAGCACAGGAUUGGAGUUGGACUGAUUGAGACGGCAUUGCGUGUGUGUCAGGAGUAUCUAAACAGCCUGGAACACUGUGAUAUAGACAUCUCUCUGGAAACCCCGCCCACCCUCUCAGAGCAACAGUGGACAAACUUUCUCCACAGCUACUACCUGGUUAUUCAUGAUGGCGUGAUAUUAGAGGGAUGUGCUGAGUAUGCAGAGCGCUGUCAGUCCAUGCUAGCCCGAAUGCGAAAGGUCUGUUCACAGCUGGAGACUGAUGGCAUCAAUAACAUCUGGAUUAUUAAACCAGGGGCUAAAUCAAGAGGCAGGGGUAUAGUGUGUAUGAACAGGCUAGAUGAGAUCCUAGGUUUAGUCGACAGCGACCCGGGUCUGAUUAAAGACAGUAAGUGGGUGGUGCAGAAGUACGUGGAGCGUCCACUGCUGAUCCACGGCACUAAGUUCGACCUGCGCCAGUGGUUCCUGGUGACGGACUGGAACCCUCUGACGGUGUGGUUCUACCGGGAGUGUUACCUGCGUUUCUCCACCCAGCUCUACUCCACACACAGACUGGACAGCUCUGUCCAUCUCUGCAACAACUCCAUUCAGAAAUAUUUCCAGCCGAGUGCAGGUCGUGACCCAUCGCUGCCUGCUGAGAGCAUGUGGUCGUGUGCUGAGUUCCGCUCCUGGCUCUCGGCUUCGGGGCGGGGUGGUCUGUGGGAGGAGGUGGUGCUUCCAGGCAUGAGAAGGGCCGUGAUCCAGACGCUCCUGACGGCGCAGGACAGCGUGGAGCCUCGCAAGGCCAGCUUUGAGCUCUAUGGAGCAGACUUCCUCCUGGGGUGUGACCUCAACCCCUGGCUGCUGGAGGUGAACGUCAGCCCCACCAUGGCCUGCUCCACAGCCGUCACUGCCCGACUCUGCCCCGCCGUGCAGGAGGACACACUGCGCGUGGUGCUGGAUCGACGCUACGACCGUAACACCGACACUGGAGGCUUCCAGCUCAUAUACAAGCAGGCACCAGUGGAGGUUCCUCAGUAUUUAGGUGUGAACCUUUUAGUGGAAGGAGCUCAGAUCAGACGUCCACGUUCGUUUCGCGCUAAAACAUUCAUCAGGUCUCAUUAUGAAUCUCUACACAAAUCCAGACGUGUUCUCCAACCUCACACUCGUCCUUCAGGUAAGGAGAACCAGUGUGAGGAGGAGGAGGAGAAGAGGACCUGGCCACCCGUCUCCGCCCAAAAGGUCACAAUGGAGAGAUCUUUAACUUUACAGCCUCUGAUGGAGAAAAGACGCAUGAGACCAGCAUUACCCUCAUCCUCAGGUCCUAAUCCUUCUGACUGUCAUCACCUUCACACUUCACACACCCACACACAUCAUACACAUGUACGGGCAGAGCCAACACACACUAACACUCACAGGACCCAGAGACACGUGCUCACUCUGAACCGACUGGAACCUUCGCUGGAGAUAAGCAGUCUACAGCCUGGGAUCUCAUACAAGAGCUUUUACCACCAGAACACAUACAUAUACACUCCUCUCACACACACUGUGCAUGUUUCUCACCCAGCCUUACGCAUGCACCAGUACUUCUCACUGCUCCAGCGGCAAAACACGGAGACGUCCAGAAACAAAGGACACGCAGCCUCGAAAGACUGUACAAGCCAAAGAGAGAAAUAAAGAUGCAAUUUUAAAAGCAAUUUUUAAAUUCGUAAUAAAUGAAACAUCUCUGAACUCAGCAGAAUUAAAAUAUAAAACAUGGUAGUUGACAUAUUUAA